Molecule: messenger RNA, 5130 nt
Organism: Syngnathus typhle (broad-nosed pipefish)
Lineage: Eukaryota; Metazoa; Chordata; Actinopteri; Syngnathiformes; Syngnathidae
Product: potassium voltage-gated channel subfamily KQT member 2-like
Exons: 16
Coding region: 295-2943 (882 amino acids)
Biological process (GO): potassium ion transport; transmembrane transport
Cellular component (GO): membrane
Molecular function (GO): voltage-gated potassium channel activity
Source: RefSeq, a predicted model, not a curated record
AUGAGCUGGCAAACUUAAGGGAAGGCUUUGCGAUAUGCGAUUUUUCCUGACUGUCUCCUACUCCAGUGGAAGACGACGAGGUGAAAGUCAAACUGCAGAUUGGGUGAGGAGAAUAUUCCAUUUGGCUCUCACGCACGGACCGGACCGCAUUGGCCGCAGCAUUGAGUGCGAGCGCGCGCGCACACACCCAGACACACACACGCACACGCACCCUGGCACACACUCCUCACUCAUCCAAGGCGAUGCAUUCCGACGCCACGGACCACUCCUCGCUUGAGUCGCCCCAGUUUUAGGAUGGUGCAGAAAUCCCUCAACGGCGGUGUAUACCCAACUCAAGCCGGCGAGAGGAAGCACAAAGUCGGCUUCGUGGGUCUGGAGCCGGGGGGUCCCGAAUCGAGCCGGGACGGGGCGCUGCUCAUCGCGGGAGCGGAGAACAGCACCAAGCGGGGCAGCAGCAUCCUCUGCAGACCCAGAGCGAGCAUCUCCUCCGGGGGCAGAGGCAGACCUCCCAAAAAGAACGCCAAUUACCGCAAGCUGCAGAAUUUUCUCUACAAUGCGCUGGAAAGACCGCGGGGAUGGGCGUUCAUUUACCACGCUUAUGUCUUCCUCCUGGUCUUUUCCUGUCUCAUUCUCUCAGUUUUUGCCACCAUUAGAGAGUUCAAAAAUAGCUCAGAGAGUGCCUUGUACAUUCUGGAAAUCGUGACCAUCGUGGUGUUUGGAGUGGAGUACAUUGUGAGGAUAUGGGCUGCUGGCUGCUGCUGUCGAUACAGAGGAUGGAGAGGGAGGCUCAAAUUUGCCAGGAAGCCUUUUUGUGUCAUAGACAUGAUGGUGCUGGUUGCGUCGGUGUCUGUGCUGGCGGCUGGAUCUCAAGGCAAUGUUUUUGCCACGUCGGCCAUCAGGAGUCUGAGGUUCUUACAGAUCCUUCGCAUGCUGCGUAUGGACCGCCGAGGGGGGACUUGGAAGCUGCUUGGAUCAGUCGUGUACGCCCACAGCAAGGAACUCAUCACAGCAUGGUACAUCGGAUUCCUGUGUCUCAUCUUGGCUUCAUUCCUGGUCUACUCGGUGGAAAAGGAGUCCAACAAAGAGUUUGAGACCUAUGCCGAUGCCCUUUGGUGGGGACUGAUAACUCUUACCACCAUUGGCUACGGAGAUAAAGUUCCCCAGACUUGGAAUGGGCGCUUGCUGGCGGCCACCUUCAGUAUGAUCGGCGUGGCCUUCUUUGCACUUCCUGCCGGCAUUCUUGGUUCUGGUUUUGCCCUCAAAGUUCAAGAGCAGCACAGGCAGAAACAUUUUGAAAAGAGACGCAAUCCCGCAGCAAGCCUCAUCCAGGCUGCAUGGAGGUUUUAUGCAACCAACCUUUCCCGCACGGAUCUGAUAUCCACUUGGGAUUUUUAUGAGCAGACUGUAGCAACCCCAAUGUACAGAUUAAUUCCGCCUCUGAAUCAAUUGGACCUGCUGAGGAAUCUAAAAGGAAGGUCUUUCAGGAAGGAGUCCCAAACAGAAACCUCUCCCAGUCGGAAGGCGAGCCUGAAGGACAAGGUGUUCCCCAGUCCUUCCAAGCCCCCAUUGGCCAAAGGGAAAGACCAGUCUCCUGGACCAGAAGAUGGUCCUGAGAUGAGCCCUGGCAAGGUCGCUAAGAGCUGGAGCUUUACGGAGAAGAACCGAGGACCCAAGCAUUCCUUCAGAGUCCGAGGCAGCGCCUCACGACAAAAUUCAGAGGAGGCCAGCUUUCCAGGAGAGGACAUUGGCGACGACAAGAGUUGUCACUGUGAGUUUCUCGCUCAGGAAUUGCCACCAGGGUUAAGGGUUGCAAUACGAACAAUAUGCAUUAUGACUUUCUUGGUGUCAAAGAGAAGAUUCAAGGAGAGCUUACGACCAUAUGACGUCAUGGAUGUGAUCGAACAGUACUCUGCAGGUCACUUGGACAUGCUGACCCGCAUCAAGAACUUGCAGUCCAGGAUAGAUAUGAUUGUUGGGGCCCCUCCCCCAUCAACACCUCGCCAUAAGAAGUCCACUGAAAGUCCUAGAGUUGACCAAAUAGUGGGUAAAGGUUCAAAAGGUGAGGCUGAGUCUUCAGAGGACCCAAGCAUGAUGGGACGUCUGGUCAAAGUUGAGAAACAGGUGGUCUGCAUGGACAGAAAGCUGGAUUUUCUGGUCCAUGUGUAUAUCCAACGCAUGGGCAUUCCUCGCUCUGAGACAGAGGCCUUUUUUAACUCCAAAGAACACUAUCCAGCACCGCCUUACCACAGCCCUGUGGAGAACAAGGGGAAGGAGGAGAUGGUGAAAGAAGAACGAGAGAUGAAGGACUUCCUGUGCAAUGAUGGGUCUUUAGAGCAGAAAGAGCCUUUAUCGGAUGUGCGUGUGUCGGGAUCAGUGGUUUCCCCGACUGUUAGUCACAGUCGCCCUUCUACCUCGUGGCAGCAUCAGCUGCAGCACCCCGUCAGCCAGCCGGCCUGGAACAGCAGCAUGGCCAAUACCCCUUCGCCCGUCUGUGGCAACGAUUCCCCCCGACUGUUCCGCCUUCCCCCUCCGCCCGCUCCGCUCCAUGACCGUUCCAGCCAAGAAAGCGGCUCUCUCAGCAGGAAACGACACCGGAGGCAGAGGCGGCGCCCACAGGACGCAACCAACGCUGGUAGCGACACGUCCCUCUCCAUUCCGUCUGUGGACCACGAGGAGCUGGAGCGCUCCUUCAGUGGCUUCAGCAUCUCUCAGGCCAAGGAGGAUUUUUUCGGGGCGUCCUUCGUUCUGGGCUCCGGUGGCAAUGGAAGAGGAGAGUCUAUAGCAGGGACUGAAGCCGGAGUCCCACCUCCACUCUGUGCCAAGGUGAGGCCAUUCCUAGCGGAGGGUGAAUCCGACACAGACUCGGACCUCUACGCCCCCUCCCCCCUGUCCUUCACUGGAGAGGCCUCCUGUGGGGAGAGAGGGUGGCCCGGAUUCAAGUAGCGCUGCCCACCUCUGCCCUGCUUGGUAAAGAGGCCAAAAUGGUCACGUGACCCGGAAGCAAAUAUUGUUCAUAAUUUUGACCUGGUGAUUUACAACUGAACAUGGACAAAAUACCCACUCGGAACGAACACUGUCUUUGCCUGGGAUGUACCGGAACACAAUAAGGAAUGUUUUAAUACAGACGUGCAAAACUCAUUUUUGGCAGAGGCCAUAUCGUAGUUAUGGUUUCCCUUGAAGGGCCUCUUGUACUAUCACAUAUACACAACAAAUUCAUGAACGAGUAGUUUUGAAAUCAGAAGCCAGUCGAAAGAAUGUUUGUCCAACUACUUUUCAAUUUAUUUGGAAAAGGAAAGUUGGGAGUGAAAAAUGCUUGCUAUAUCGCAAUGUUAUGAAAAGACAAGUUUGUUCUACUACGUUUUAGUUCAUUUUAAAAGCGAAGUUGGUAACGAAAAAUGCUUGCAAUAUCGCACUGUUAUUAAAAGUCAAAAAGACAAUUUUUGGUACUUUAGCAAGAAACAUGAUGUCGACGCACAUGAUUUGUCACAACAUAGGAAGGGGGGGGGGGCAGAUCUGGCCCCCAGCCUUGAGUUUAACACCUGUUUAAUACUUUGCAUAAAUAUAACAAAUAAUGAUUGCGUUCAUUUGUAAUAUUUAUUUCUAUUUGAGUUAAACCUUCAAGGUAUAGGGUGUUCUACACUUAAAAGAAAUGAGGUGUACUGACUGUAUCUAGUUCUCCACUCAAGAAUAAAUUGAUGAGUGGUAUUAUCUUGCCCAUCAUUUCUUGUAAUUACACAUACUGUAGAAAGCAAAGUUGUGUGUGCAUCAGGAAAGAAUUCUUAGCACAACUUUGUUCACAAUGUGGUGUGUUUCAGCCUUAUUUCAAUGUGUACAUUUUCACUUUUGAUCAAACCCUGACACUCACUCAACACCCCACAUAAACACAUGGUAGCAAGGAAGAACAGAAUGCAAUUUAGGAAAAACAUCAGAUUUAAAAAAGAAAGAGGAGGAGGUUUAGAGGAACAUAUAUUUUCAUUUUUCAUUCAUUUUCCUAACUUCACUUCCAGAAAAAAAAAUGCUAUGGUCCGUCAUGUUCAGGAUCAAGAAAGUAGUUUACUGUUAAAAUACGUCUGGACAAAUGAAAGCAAAUCACUUUUGAUGACAGGUGUACAAAUAAGAGUCCACACUUGGCUUCCUCCCACAUUCAAAAAUAAACAAAAUAUGCCCUUUUAUUAAAUGUUUUGUUACUUACUUUCCAAAAAGCAAACAUGAAAGACGAUAAUGCACCAUGGACGACUGGGCCUUCUGCCAUACAGCCCCUACACUGUGGAACUCCCUCCCCAACCACCUAAGAGCACCCCAAUCUACUGAUUCUUUCAAAACCGGACUUAAACUCACCUCUUUACCUUAGCAUUUCCGUAAUUUCUCUCAUAUCCUGGUUGUUUUAUACUUUCCUUGUUUUGUUUUCUUGGUUUUAUUUCCCAUGUAGCACUUUGAGAUUCCUCCGAAUAUAAAGUGCGUUAUAAAUAUAAUUUAUUAUUCUUAUUCUUAUUAUUAAUGCCAUUAGUAUGCGCCAUUAUGUGAAUGCAAUAGUGGUUUGAUUAAGUCAGCUAAUUUAGAGACAUUAGCUAAAAUUUGCAGGUUGCAGAUCAUUACUCACCCUGCAUUUCCCCCAAGAGAAGCUCCCCCAGUUAUUUAACCAUUCUGAAGCCCCUGCAUGGCAUGUCAAUGGUUGAUUUCAGGUCUCCUUUCUUCUUUUCAGAUUGAAAAAGGCAAAAAAAUGUCAUUUUGCCUUCCAUGCACCAAUUAGGUAAGAUGCUGCUGUUUCCUCUGUACUAAAUGAGAAUAUGCAACAAAAUGCAGCUGACUUAUUUCAGAUUUAAAGGUUCCAAAAUAACUGACAUCUGAAAGUUAAUUUCCAAUGUGGGAUCUUGUUGCAAAUUAAAAAAAGCAUCCACGGUAACACUAAAAGCAUGAAAUGGAAGUGGACAAAGCAUGUUCAGAACUCAUUCACAACAAAGCAACUCAACUGCACACUUAACAAAGUAACAUGAACAUAACAUGAUCACAUUCUGUAACAUUUAGAUUUAUCUCACAGGAUUCACAAUCCAUAUUUUGCAAAAAAUAAAGAAACCACCUCACUGGCAUGUUUGCUACUCGCCAAAGAAGUGUCUCUAAAUACCUUCAUGU